Messenger RNA from Varroa destructor (honeybee mite), 5437 nucleotides. RefSeq names its product SIN3 transcription regulator family member A (gene Sin3A). Gene Ontology annotation, molecular function: transcription corepressor activity. The record is from RefSeq and is a predicted model, not a curated record. Gene Ontology annotation, biological process: negative regulation of transcription by RNA polymerase II. NCBI's taxonomy places the organism in Eukaryota, Metazoa, Arthropoda, Arachnida, Mesostigmata, Varroidae. Gene Ontology annotation, cellular component: Sin3-type complex; chromatin.
GCGACAACUUCAGUUAGCGCUUCCAUCAUAACCUCGGGUUGCAGCUGGAUAUGUGAAAAAUAGUCUUUUUUUUAUGCGUGUAUUUUGUCAUAGGGAGCUGAGAUAACAAGGAUUGAACUAGUUGGUAUAAAGAGCGGUAAUAGUUCAAGCAAGACGAGUGCAUAAUGGCUAUUAGAAAAAAUGGCGCAAUCUAUGACGUCAGUUGGUGUCCUUUGUACUGCAGAACCAUUCGUCUGCUUUUCUCUUUCGACGAAUAUCUGUUUACAAGAUGGCGAGUGUAGCGAUGGUCUAGGUUGCUGUUGCAGCUGCCGUAUUUUGAGUAAAAAUUUUGUGAAUCUGCCGGACAAAUUAAAGUGUAAGGUCAACUCGUAAACGGGCAGCCCGUGUGGGAUUGUGCUGAGUGUAAAUAGAAUUUAAUGAAUUCCGGGUACGGUCAGACCCGGGUUUCCGCCGCUACGGGCGGCGGCCCCGGCAGAGGCGGCAGUGUUAAAGAAGAUUUUGGGCCCCGCGGCGGUGGGGGCCAGCCAGCACCCCCAUCUCCUGGAGGUGGUCACGGCGCUCCGAGUGGUGGACAGUGUCAACGUUUAAAGGUUGAAGAUGCCCUUUCAUAUCUUGACUUGGUCAAGUACAAGUUCGGCAGUCAGCCGCAUGUAUACAACGACUUUCUAGACAUCAUGAAAGAAUUCAAAUCACAGAGUAUUGAUACCCCAGGUGUUAUUCAGCGAGUUUCGAACCUUUUUCGCGGACAUCCUGAGCUAAUUGUUGGUUUUAACACCUUCCUCCCGCCUGGUUAUAAGAUUGAGUUGCAGGGCAAUGAACAAGUAAAUAUCUCUAUGCCUGGCAGCACAGUAUCACAUACGAUACAUCCCGAUGGACCCCCAACUCCAAAUCUACCACCGCCUCGCAGCCCCACUCAGGCGCCGGUUGAAUUCAAUCAUGCUAUCAAUUACGUAAACAAGAUCAAAAACCGCUUUGCGUGCCAGCCCGAUGUCUACAAAAAAUUUCUUGAUAUUCUACACACAUACCAAAAAGAACAGAAGAGUCGCGACGCCGGUGGCUCGUUGUCCGAAUCUGAAGUGUAUCAGCAGGUCGCAGCUCUUUUUGAAGAUCAGGAUGACUUACUGCAGGAAUUUGGGAAAUUCCUGCCUGACGCAAAUGGAGCUGCGACGGUGUCAUCUGUUGAGUUUAGUAAAGUAACCUCGCAUGUGUUGUAUCAAAUGCGUAACAUAACGCAGGAAAAGCCAAGGCCGGCAAUCGCACAGGCCCAGCCAACGCAGUUACCAGUAAAGCAGGCGCGCAGUAGUUCCCAAAUUAAUUCAUCCAGUACUGGCAGCGCUCCGCCUGUCAAGCGAACCAAGUUUAGUAAAGGAGAAAUCACGAUUAGUGACGCCGGCAAGCAUGGCACACUUAAGGAGUAUGCCUUCUUCGAGAAGGUUCGGAAAGCUUUGCGAAAUCCCGAAGUGUACGAAAAUUUUUUACGUUGCCUCAAUCUCUACAAUCAGGAAGUUGUGUCUAAAUCCGAACUAGUACACCUUGUAACGCCUUUCCUUGGAAAGUUUCCAGACCUAUUCAAGUGGUUUAAAGAUUUUAUUGGUUUCAAAGAUUUUGCCCCAAUUGUUGAAAGCCAAUUGAACAGUGGUGCCCAAGCAAGUAACGACACAUCUUCAAAUCAGCCAAAAAUAUGCCCUCCUGAAGAGAUUGACUAUUCAGCUUGCAAGCGCUACGGUGCAUCAUAUCGAGCGCUGCCCAAAAAUUACCAACAACCGAAAUGCUCAGGUCGAACACCUCUUUGUCGCGAGGUUCUCAACGAUACAUGGGUCAGCUUUCCGUCAUGGAGCGAGGACUCAACGUUCGUGAGUUCGAAAAAGACGCAGUUUGAGGAGCAUAUUUAUCGCUGUGAAGACGAGAGAUUUGAACUUGAUAUUGUGAUUGAAGCAAACCUCGCAACCAUACGCGUACUUGAGACUGUACAGAGACGUAUCAAUCGUAUGGGGCCUGAAGAGCGGUCGAAAUUUCGCCUUGAUGAGAAUCUUGGAGGCACGUCCGCUACGAUUCACCAACGUGCGAUUCGAAGAAUCUAUGGCGACAAGGCUGGCGACCUGAUCGAAGGCCUCCGAAAAAAUCCUGUUGUUGCAGUAGGCAUUGUACUCAAGCGCUUAAAAAGCAAGGAAGAAGAAUGGCGUGAGGCUCAAAAAGCUUUCAACAAUGUCUGGCGUGAGCAAAUGGAUAAAUACUAUCUUCGUUCGCUUGAUCAUCAAGGAAUGACCUUCAAGCAAACAGAUUCGAAGACAAUCCGCUCCAAGAAUUUACUCAACGAAAUUGACACCGUUUAUGAAGAGCGGUGUUCAAAAGAGAACCCUUCACCGGGUUCACACCUUCAACUGCAGUAUCCAGCGCACUGGGAGAUGAUCGGUGAGGCAUCGAAUUUGAUCAUACAUUACGUGCGAAGGCAGUCUGGUGUUAAUAAGGAAGAUAAGCAGCGCAUUAAGUGGCUUGUGCGUCGCAUACUCCCAGAGAUGUUAAAUCUAAAAGCUGAGGACAUGUCGGAUGAUGAAGGUUGCGAACAGGAGGUAGUCGAAGAGCUAGGGUCGAUACCAAGCGACGACACAGCACACGCCAUGUAUCUUGAGAACAAAAAAGCAGAUGAUUCGUACGCAAUGUUCAUGGCCGACAGUCACUGGUAUCUGUUUCUGCGGCUACACCAUAUACUAUGUGAGCGACUUGCAAAAAUCAACCGAUAUGCACAGAUAUUGCUCAAAGAGGAAGAGAAAGAUAAGUCUGUCCGAAAAGAUUCUGUUGUUACAGCUUUGCGCCUGAAACCACAGCAGCAGGUACCUGUGGAAGAAUAUUUCAGUACGUUUGUUGAAAUGAUCAAGCAGUUGUUAGAUGGCCAACUGGAUAGCUCACAGUUCGAAGAUCAGUUACGUGAGCUGUUUGGAAUCAACGCGUAUCAUGCGUUUACGUUGGACAAGGUUGUGCAGAAUGCUACACGUCAGCUGCAACAUCUGGUUUCAGACGAAACAUCACUUGCGUGCACUCGCAUGCUACAGCAGUACCGUAAGGUAGGUGGAGCAGGGGGCGCGUGUUCUACAACGGCAAUGCGAGCCUCAACUGAGAACCAUUAUCAGAAUGCUGGCGAAAAAGAAAUGGCUAAUGAUUGCUGCUAUAAGGUGUUCAUCUACCAUCAGGAGGCGAAAGUGACGUUCGAGUAUAUCGACACCGAGACGAAUGAAUCGAAUGACAACUCAGCGGCGGGAGACGUCGAAAAGUGGGCAGAGUUUGUUGACAAAUCUAUGGAAGAUUCGGAGGAACUCCGCGAGCGUCUAGCGAAAAAGCCUGUUUUUUUGCCGAGAAAUGCACGCCGCCGACGAACUGCUCAUGCGAGCGCCAUCGAAAAAGACGAUGAUGUACGCAAAGCGAGGAACGAAAGCGAAGCUACAGGAUCAAGUGCAUGCAAACUCGAAUUAGCAAAUUAUAAGAGUGUAUUUGUUGUACAAAAUUCUGGCUUACUGUAUAAUCAGGCAUCACGACGAAAGGCACGUGAUGGAGCCCGACAAGUAUCGCUCAAAUUGAAAAAGCGUUUCGAUACGUGGCAUCGACAGUGGCUAAGUAACAAUGCCACGUCACAACAGGUAGACCAAGCCGAACGUUGGAUGCAAGAGGGCUGUCGAAAAGAAUCACAGCAGCCUGGCGCCGCUGGAAAACCGCCCCAUUACACCUAUCAUAAGUAUCGCAAGGCUCAGUAGUAGGCCCAACAAAAUGGUGUGCUACGAAAGGUUUAAACAAAAAUAAUAACAAUUGGAAAAACAGCGAGAAAAACAUAAGAGAAAUGAAUUGUGUCAUUUGGUUAAGAGAAAAGCCAUGUUAAUAAUGAUGAUGGACGGCCAACGGGAAACGAAAUCGAUGAAGAUAGAAGUAACAUACCAGCCAACCACUUAUCCAGCAAGAACAGAAACACAUUGACUGACGAAUCAGUAAAGUUUAACAUUAUUAUUCAUAUACAUACAUACAUAUAUAUAUAUAUAUAUAUAUGUGUAUGUAUAUAUAUAUAUAUGUAUAUAUUAGAGCUGGACUAUUACAUUAUGAUUGCCCUUAUGAUUUGCAUUAUGACAUAAACUAGUUUAUUCAUUACCCCCCACCGUAUCCUCCUCAUCAGCAACAAUAGUAAUGUUUAUAUUGGUAUAUAUUGGUAUUAGCUUGGUGACUUUCCUUCCCUCUCUCGUGCAUAGUAAUACCUUAUCAUAAUAAUCGCAGUGAUGAUGACUCAUUUCAUACAUUUUGUCUAUUUGUUCGUUGUUAGAGAAUGUCAGUGGAACAGGUUAUAUCGAUAGAUAUGUAAAAUCAUCUAUGUUUUUAUGUAUCGAUUGAAAUGGUCGAAUACAAAUAACGUGCCGCAUAUAGUUAAUAUGUUUAAGCAAAAAAGUAACUGAUUGAACCAUGGAAAUGCGAAAACGACUGAAACGUCCCGAUACAGGAAAACGGUCCUUCGCUGAUGUAUUCAACUUUGUUAUUACUAUUUAUUACAAUUAGUCAAGGCGAUGCCGGAAAGCUGCGGAUCAAUAGACAUGCAGCAUGUGUGGACCUCCUUCUGUAACAAUCUCUUCUGAACACGCUGUAGGAAAAUAUAAUAAGGAACGUUGCUGUUAAUAAAAAAACUGAUGAGUGACGUUCUUUUCUAGCAACUGGAAAAUAACGGUAACAAAAGUCUAUGGUGUGUAUUUGAUUAUAAAGAAACAAGAGUAGAAUGCAAAUAAAAAAAAAGGAAAACAGAAAGCAAGGGGAACAAACCCAUUGAAAAAUGGCCCAGUAGCGACCCAAUGGCAUAUGUUUAUAUGUACAUACAGAUACAUACCUAUAUACAUAUAUUGUAGAGCUUCUGUCUAAUGGUGCAAAGGAGAGAUUGAGGGAGAAGCACAAGUGGCGAAAAUGAAUGAGUGAAGUUCAUAGGGUAAGGUACUGCUAAAUGGAAGAAAGGCAGAUUGUAGAAGAAUGAAGGCUUAACUAAAACAAAGAGAAAAUUGCAUAUGAAAUGUCAAUUCGCAGCGACUGAUAUAAAGCCGACGAGAGUUUCACAAUAAUUUCUUUUCAAGUGAAGAAGAAAUCCAACAAUAUAGUGUUCAACAAUAUAUAUAAUGUUCAUAAGCUUCCGAAAAGAUAACGAGCAAAUAAGUAUCUCUCAUCGCCGUCCCGGCCCAUCCAUCCGUUCGCCCAUGACUAAUUCCUAUCCCAUCGCGCACACAUCUUUAUCAUGUUUAAACCUUGUUGAAAGAAGAAAUUGGAAACCAAAAACGCACAGAAUAGAUGAACAUAAAGCAUUGUAGUUGCUAGCUAGUUGGAAAAGACUUUGGAAUGUUCACGACGCGGACGGCGGUGAUGUUAUGUUUAAGAGAAGUAAUAACUAACAGAGUUAGGGAGGAAAGUAUUCUACUAGUUUAUA